Salvia miltiorrhiza (redroot sage) is the source of this 351-nucleotide messenger RNA. Its product is annotated as auxin-induced protein 15A-like. Lineage: Eukaryota; Viridiplantae; Streptophyta; Magnoliopsida; Lamiales; Lamiaceae. Gene Ontology annotation, biological process: response to auxin. The record is from RefSeq and is a predicted model, not a curated record. The transcript is spliced from 2 exons. Bases 1 to 351 code for a protein of 116 amino acids.
AUGGCAUCAUUUUCAUGGUGGGAACAUGAAAAUACCCCAAGGUACGGAGCACAAGAUGGCCAUGCGACAGAUGCUAGACGGUCUUUAUCUAGCGAGAGAAGGGCAGCUUCAUCAGUCUCAAAGGGCCAUGUUGCUGUUUAUGUCGGGGAGAAUGAGAAUGAGAAGAAGCGGUUUGUCAUCCCAGUGUCGUACUUGAACCACUCCUCGUUUCAAGAGUUGUUGUUUCGGGCUGAGGAGGAAUUCGGGUUCCAUCACCCCAUGGGCGGCCUCACCAUCCCCUGCUCCGAGGACUUAUUCAACGGCGUCGUCUCGGCCUUGAGCACCACUUCACAUAUACAAGCAAUGUUUUAG